Molecule: messenger RNA, 2304 nt
Organism: Peromyscus leucopus (white-footed mouse)
Lineage: Eukaryota; Metazoa; Chordata; Mammalia; Rodentia; Cricetidae
Gene: Padi4
Product: peptidyl arginine deiminase 4
Cellular component (GO): cytoplasm
Molecular function (GO): protein-arginine deiminase activity; calcium ion binding
Source: RefSeq, a predicted model, not a curated record
UAAAGGAACCGGCCCAGGGGCUUCCUGCUGCCUGCUGCCCGAGGAUGGCCCAGGGCGCGGUGAUCCACGUGGACCCCGAGCAGCCCACCCAUGCUGUGUGUGUGGUGGGCACCGCGACGCUGGAUGUCUGUGGCUCUGCUCCCAAGGGCUGCACGUCCUUCGGCAUCACAGCCCCCCCAGGAGUGGUCGUGGAUGUUGUCCACAGUCCCCCAGCCAAGAAGAGCACCACCAGUGCCUCCAAAUGGCCUCUGGACCCCGAGCUGGAGGUGACCCUGCAGGUGAAAGCAGCCAGCAGCAGCACGGAUGACCAAAAGGUUCGAAUUUCAUAUUAUGGACCAAAGACCUCACCGAUCCAAGCCCUGCUCUACCUCACUGGGGUGGAGGUCUCCCUGAGCACAGAUGUCACCCGCACUGGCAAAGCUGGCAAAGCGAAGCUGGCCAGGACUAGGAAGGAUCAGAACAUCUGGACCUGGGGCCCACGUGGCCACGGUGCUAUCCUGUUGGUAAACUGUGACAAAGAGAACCCCACGUCCUCCAGAAUGGACUUUGAGGAUGACAAGGUCUUGGAUAACAAAGAUCUGCAAGACAUGUCCCCAAUGACCCUAAGCACGAAGACUCCCAAAGACUUCUUUGCCAGAUAUCGGCUGGUGCUGCACGUGGCCAAGGCCCAGAUGAGCAAAGUGAGGGUGUUCCGGGCCACACGAGGCAAACUGCCGUCCAGGUACAAGAUGGUCCUGGGACCAACGCAGUUCUCGCACCGCCUGGAGCUGCCAGGCGGCCAGCACAGCACGGACUUCUACGUGGAGGGUCUUGCUUUCCCUGACGCCGACUUCCAGGGGCUCGUUCCCCUCACUGUCUCCCUGCUGGACAAAUCUAACCCAGAUCUCCCAGAGACCCUGGUGUUCCAAGACAGUGUGACGUUUCGUGUGGCCCCCUGGAUCAUGACCCCCAACACUCAGCCCCCCCAGGAGGUAUACGUGUGCAGAUUUUCUGAAAACGAAGACUUCCUAAAGUCAUUGACUGCUCUGACCAAGAAAGCCAAGUGUAAACUGACUGUGUGCCCCCAGGAGGAGAAUUUGGAUGACCAGUGGAUGCAGGAUGAAAUGGAGAUUGGCUACAUCCAGGCUCCCCACAAGACGCUGCCUGUGGUCUUUGACUCCCCGAGGGACAGAGGCCUGAAGGACUUCCCCAUCAAAAGAGUCAUGGGUCCAAAUUUUGGCUAUGUGACCCGAGGGCCCUAUGCAGCAGAGGUCACAGGGCUGGAUGCCUUUGGGAACCUGGAGGUGAGUCCCCCAGUCACUGUCAGGGGGAAGGAAUACCCACUGGGCAGGAUUCUAAUCGGGAACAGUGGUUACUCCAGCAGCGAGAGCCGGGACAUGCACCAGGCCCUGCAGGACUUCCUGUGCGCCCAGCAGGUGCAGGCCCCUGUGAGACUCUUCUCUGACUGGCUCUUCGUGGGUCACAUCGAUGAGUUCUUGAGUUUCGUCCCAGCACCCGACAGGCAGGGUUUUCGGCUGCUGAUGUCCAGCCCUAGAGCCUGCUACCAGCUGUUUCAGGAGCAGCAGAGUCAGGGCCAUGGUGAGGCACCGCUGUUUGAAGGGAUCAAGAGAAAAAAACAGACGAUCAAUGACAUUUUGUCCAGCAAGAAACUGAGAGACCAGAAUGCCUAUGUGGAGAGCUGUAUUGACUGGAACCGGGUGGUACUGAAGCGGGAGCUAGGCCUCGUGGAGGGCGACAUCAUUGAUAUCCCGCAGCUCUUCAGGCUCGUGGGGAACUCAGGAGGGAACCCAAAGGCCGAGGCCUUCUUCCCAAACAUGGUGAACAUGCUGGUGCUGGGCAAGCACCUGGGCAUCCCCAAGCCCUUCGGGCCCCUCAAUGGACGCUGCUGCCUGGAGGAGAAGGUGCGCUCCCUGCUGGAGCCGCUGGGUCUGCACUGUACCUUCAUCGAUGACUUCUAUGCCUACCACAUGUACCAUGGAGAGGUUCACUGCGGCACCAACGUCCGCAGGAAGCCCUUCACCUUCAAGUGGUGGCACAUGGUGCCCUGAGCCCCUGCCUGUGGCAGCCUCCUUCGAAGACUGCCCUGGCCGGAGGUUGCUGGCCCCCCUGCAGUGAAGUGCAGCAGGAGAUCUGGGACGUUCGGGAUCCCCCAGGAGUGGGUGGCCACCCCUCCUGCCGUGGCUUGCUUCACCCAUGUCUGGCUCUUCUUCCAUCUUCUGCAUGUCCUAAAUUGGUCCUUGCAUAGCAAACUCAGUUCUUCGAAGAGAUGCUGCAAUAAAGAUGUGGUUUUGUGUCUUAGUCUUA